Messenger RNA from Sarcophilus harrisii (Tasmanian devil), 2274 nucleotides. RefSeq names its product zinc finger protein 525-like. Gene Ontology annotation, biological process: negative regulation of transcription by RNA polymerase II. The transcript is spliced from 2 exons. Bases 778 to 1836 code for a protein of 352 amino acids. Lineage: Eukaryota; Metazoa; Chordata; Mammalia; Dasyuromorphia; Dasyuridae. Gene Ontology annotation, molecular function: DNA-binding transcription repressor activity, RNA polymerase II-specific. The record is from RefSeq and is a predicted model, not a curated record.
AGGGAAAGUGUUGGUCUUUGCAUUGUUGGGUAGGACCCUAAGGGUGUCUUAUGUUGCUCCUGAAGUUCUCUCUUACCAGAUCUGAACAGAUUCAUGUCAAAGAUCAAAUCAGAAUGGAAGCAUCUCAACCAUGGAAGUAAUCUCAGAUUUCAUUUAACCUUUAUCUGGACUCAAAUUUUGCCUUCCAAUUGCUCAGGCAGCUUUUCUUUACAACCCAUUCCUCUAUAGAAUGUCUCUAGUAUUUGGAAUAUUCAUCUUUUAAACAGUCAUCAAUUUGUAGCCCAAAGCACUUUGUUGUCUCUAGUAUAGCGUGUUUCUUCUUAAUAUUCCCUGCAAUUCCAGCACAAAUGGUGAGAAAGAAAUGGAAAGGAGUAAGCAUUUCUUUUCAAAUACUAUUUUCCAGGUUCUGUGGCAUGACAUUUCUUUAAAAUACAGCAACAACAAUAUUGUUUAAGUAAAACUUCCAGCAGAUAACUUUUUUUGACUAUUCUAAAUAUCUUAAUUAACAAUAAAGAACAAAAGAGGAAAGAUUCUAUUUAUAUCCAGAGAAAGGGAGGAGGAGGGUUUGGCUCUUUUUCAGAACAAGUAGGACAACAGGAUAACGUGACACUUCCUAUUUGGAGUUACUUGCUUUAUAAGCACUACUAGGUAAGUACAGACUGAUUUGUGUGAACAUGAUGGGGUGAAUCUCACAAUGGAGAAGCAAAUUACAAACUUCUCUCCGUCUUCAUCCCUAACUGAUUUCCAUACCCAGGAUUUCCAGUUCCCAGAGAAGAUAUGAUCUUUUAUUUUAACCAAAGGGAAGCACCAUGGAUGCUGGCCCAAGAAGGCCUGAGGAGCUGCCCUCCAGAAGAUGCAAUUGGACUCGAAAUGAAGGAAACUACUGCACACCCAAGCCUUUCUGUAGUGGAAAGUCACAAGCAAAGAUUCAUAAGUGAUGGUCCCUGUGACUUGCCCUGGAGAGAAAUUUGCGUGAUGCGUGAUAUCAUCAACUCUGGAGAGAAUCAAGGUGGAAUAGCUUUUAGAGAAAAGAGAGCUCUUGCUAGAUAUCAGGGAGUCCACACUGUAGAGAAACUCUAUGAAUGUAAGCAGUGUGGAAAGGCUUUUACAAAAAAGGGCAAUGUUAUUGUACAUCAGAGAAUCCACACUGGAGAGAAACCUUAUGAAUGUUACCAGUGUGGAAAGGCCUUUAGACAUAAGACUACUUUUACUGUACAUCAGAGAAUUCAUACUGAAGAGAAACCAUAUGCAUGUUACCAAUGUGGAAAGGCCUUUAAAUACAAGACAAAUCUUACUACACAUCAGAGAAUUCACACUGGAGAGAAACCUUAUGAAUGUAGCCAAUGUGGAAAGGCCUUUAGGCAAAUAGGAGCUCUUACUGCACAUCAGACAAUCCACACUAGAGAGAAACCAUAUGAAUGUAACCAGUGUGGAAAGACUUUUACAAGAAAUGGGACUCUUACUGCACAUCAGAGAAUCCACACUGGAGAGAAACCUUAUGAAUGUAAGCAGUGUGGAGAGACUUUUGGGUAUAAGCAAAGUCUUAUUGUACAUCAGAAAAUUCACACAGGUGAGAAACCUUGUAAAUGUAACCAAUGUGCAAAGGUCUUUAGAUAUAAGACUAAUUUUAGUGCACAUCAGAGUAUCCACACUGGAGAGAAACCUUAUGAAUGUAAGCAGUGUGGAGAGACUUUUGAGUAUAAGCAAAGUCUUAUUGUACAUCAGAAAAUUCACACGGGAGAGAAACCUUAUAAAUGUAACCAAUGUGAAAAGGCCUUUAGCUACAGGGGAGGUCGUACUAGACAUCAGAGAAUACACACUGGAGAGAAAGCUUAGGAGUAUAACCAGUGUGGAGAGACUAAAAAAUUCAAAGGUCAUCUCCUGCUCUCCUGGAGGCCCUAGACUGGCAGGGCAGACACUACACCAAAAGCCAUGUAGAAAACCACCACAAGCCAGAUGAAGUGGAUAAAUUUAGUGCCUCACUAAAUCAUUUGUUAGUGAGGAUAACAGUGGUUAAUGAAGAAGAGAACGACUGGGAAGGACAUAGCCAAAAUGGAAUCAAAUGACUACCAUUUCUAUAGCACCUACUGUAUAUCAUACACUUUGCUCUUUCAUUUUAUCCUCAUGAGAACCCUAGAAUUAAGUGUGAUGGUUAUGCUCAUUUUACAGUAUAAGAAACUUAGGCAAAUAGGGGUCCUGGAAAUUGACUAGUCAGUUUAUGAGGUGGGAUUAAAGCUCAGGUUCUCAUGAUUAAAAGCUGUAUCCACUGUACCA